Hipposideros armiger (great roundleaf bat) is the source of this 1995-nucleotide messenger RNA. RefSeq names its product circadian associated repressor of transcription (gene CIART). Bases 718 to 1875 code for a protein of 385 amino acids. The record is from RefSeq and is a predicted model, not a curated record. Gene Ontology annotation, molecular function: RNA polymerase II cis-regulatory region sequence-specific DNA binding. Gene Ontology annotation, cellular component: nucleus. Gene Ontology annotation, biological process: negative regulation of DNA-templated transcription; circadian regulation of gene expression. The transcript has 5 exons. Lineage: Eukaryota; Metazoa; Chordata; Mammalia; Chiroptera; Hipposideridae.
GGACCCAGUGUGAGAGAGGCGGACGUGGGUAGCCUAGACCCGGAGAGUCUGAGCCGAAGCUGGAGACAGCCUGGGCUGAGCCGAUCGACAAAGGUGAGGAGACUCGGAGGCCGGUGAGCGGUCCGCGCGGGAGAAUCAGCCCCGGAGACAGUGGGUUUAGGGACUUCUUGGUAUUGGGGGCUGGGAAUCACGCGGCUGGGCGAGCGGAGAGGGUCCCGAGCAGGGAUCCUGAUGGAAAGACUGGGAAGAAGUGGGAGGGCUCUGUGGGAGGCGGUUCCUGCAGAGUCACUAGGUGGGUUCGGGUGCCGGAGAUUUUAAGGCUCACGGGUGGCGUGACCUCAGGUAGAGAGAGAGGCUCGCUGCGGGAUCAGGUUGGGAGCAAACCAGGGGAACAGCGGUCGGACCGGGGAAGGUGUUAGGUCAAGUAUUUACUCUGGAGCGAGGGGAAGAAGGAACAGGGUCCAGGCCAGAGAGGCAGUCCGAGGUCCUUAAAGGAGGCCGAGAGGCGGGGGAGAUGGCUUUUUCUAUUGUCUCUGACACAGGCAAUAUUGGGGAGGGAGAGAGGAGAUACGAUUAUGCCGUACAGUACACCCCAGUCUCCCAGUCUGUUUCCUGAUUCUCAAAUUCUGGUUUCAAACUCCUUCGCUUUGCUCUUCAGUUGCAGGUCCGAUCUUUGAGUACCUCAGGAGCUGCUCGUCAGCCCCUGCUUCUGAGCCUAUGGAUUCUCCAUCUAGCGUUUCUUCCUGUUCUUCCUACUCUCUCUCUUCCUCAUUUUCCACCUCCCCAGUGAACAGUGACUUUGGCUUCCCCUCCGAUAGUGAGGGGGAGGGAAUGGGGGCCCAUGGCCCCAGGCCAGACACUAUUAGGCCGAGGGGAGGUUCUCGGCCCAGCCCCGGUCCAAUCCGUCACAGGCGGAGACCCAAGGUUUCCAGUAUCCAACAGACAGCAUCUCACUCGGAACAGCGGGGCUUGGCUUUUCCUAUGGCCGGAUCUGGGGUCAAAAGAUCAAAAGAUCGUGAAUUGGAGACCAGUCUCAACAUUCAGGGUUGUACCACAGAAGGAGACCUGCUCUUUGCUCAGAAGUGUAAAGAGCUCCAGGGAUUCAUACGCCCUCUCACAGACCUACUGAAUGGGCUGAAGAUGGGUCGUUUCGAGAGAGGAUUGAGCAGUUUCCAGCAGAGUGUCGCAAUGGAUAGGAUCCAGCGGAUCGUAGGCGUUUUGCAGAAGCCACAGAUGGGGGAACGUUAUCUAGGAACCCUGCUACAGGUAGAAGGGAUGUUAAAGACUUGGUUUCCUCACAUAGCUGCCCGGAAGUCAUCAUCGGGUAGUAGCAGACACCAGCUGACCAAGCAUUUCCCAAGCCGCCGCAGUUUUCCAACUGCUUCCUCUCCUGCACCGCCUAUGGAAAAGAUGGACCAGACACAGCUAGGACAUGUAGUAUUGAAACCAAAGCAGCCGUGGCACCUCCCUGAAUGGCCAGCUAUGAACCUCACUUGGAUCCACACCACUCCAAUUUGUAACCCGCCUCUGAGUUCCCAAGGUACCGUCUCCUUUAGCCGUGGUCCUUUAAGCACUGGAACCAGCAUUGGUGUCAUCCUUCUCGUCCAGCAUGGAGAGCAGCCCUUCACCCACUCUGCCCCAACCAGCCCAGCUCCACCUACUACAGCAUCUCCCGUCACCCCUGGUGAUCCUAAGAAACUAUCUGGAGCUGGACCUCGUUGCCACAGUUUGCCAGUAACUCUGCCAUCAGACUGGAGCUGUACCCUAUCCCCGCCUGAUCUACCCACCACAGCCAGAGACAUGACCAAGGGACACCUAGAGCCGACAAGAAGCCAUCCUCCAGUUGCUCCUGCUUUCCAUCCUCUCAACUCCUAAUCCAGGACUUGAGACUGUGUUUUCUAAUUUGUGUAAAUAUAUGUCUAUAUAUUUUACAUUUAAUGUGUGCAUUUGUGUUGAAAGAAGAGAAAUUCUUUCUGAUUAAAGAAAUUUUAUACC